This is a messenger RNA of Fusarium keratoplasticum, 1173 nucleotides long. RefSeq lists its product as uncharacterized. NCBI's taxonomy places the organism in Eukaryota, Fungi, Ascomycota, Sordariomycetes, Hypocreales, Nectriaceae. The transcript has a single exon. The record is from RefSeq and is a predicted model, not a curated record. The coding region runs from base 1 to 1173 and encodes 390 amino acids.
AUGGCCAUGGAUGCGCUGAAAAAUCUCUCGACAAACGUGCCUGACUGGCUCAAGCGCCUCGACAACCUCAGCGGCCAGAUCGACCGUCGUCAGGCCGAGCUGGCCGCUGUCGCCGCUGCCGAGGGCAAGAAUGCAGAGACCAAAUCCCUUCGGAACAAGGGAUCGACUGAGUCCCUCAAGCCCAAGGAUGACCCUCCUGUAGUUCACGCCGAACCCCCCGCUGGGGAUGCCAUUCUCGAAGACCCUACCAACACGGAGCAGCCCUCAGAAACUCACGCAGAGCCUCCGAAGCACACACCGAGCCCCGAAUCCAUCCAGCAGCAGCAAGAAGUUAUCAAGGCAGCGCGUGCCCGAGCACGAGCCCAGGUCAAGAAGAAGCCCAAGUCACCAUCCAUGAUGUCGAACGAGGAUGCCCCCCAAGCAUAUAGAACACGCAGCUUGAUCAUUGUCUUUUAUGAUAGCUAUGUACAAGGAUUCUUUGACGAGCUUGUGAGAUUUGUCUCGUCAAGCCGCAACCUGAUGCGCAAGGCCAAGAUGGCCGCCCGAGUUGCCCAGAUCAAGAAGCUUGCCGAGCAGGAUGUGUCAGAGGAUGGAAGCAAUGGCGAGGACGAGCUCCCCUCAUUGCGAUAUAUGAGCAGCAGACGAUUCGGUCCCAUGUCAAUAUCCCGAAACGGUCCCAACAAUGGACCACCCGAUGUAUACGACAACCUGGAUAAGGGCCUCGAAUUUGUGCAAAGCAUGUGCGAGCAUGGUGCCCACCAAUUCCUCCGCGACGGAGACUGCAACGACGAGAUCUCCAAGGUUCAGAAGCGACUCACCGAGGUCCUAGAGAUGGCCAAUAAGGAGAUGGAGCGUGUGCAACGUGAGGAGCCUGAGCUGGCAAAGGAGACGGGUGAGAUGGGCAAGGUUCGCACGAGAAGGCCCAUCAGCAUGCGCCGGGAUAUGAGCGUUGGCCUCAAGGAAGGCAGCCCGACACCUACCAAGGAGGAGAACAAGCUGGAGCCCGCCAAGGAGGAGCCAGGCAAGAUAGAAGCUGCCGAGCCAGCCCAAAUGGAUCUUUCAGCGCCGCUAGCAGUGGAUCCAGAUAUCAUGGAGGCCGACGAGGGUAUCGACAUGGAGAUCCCCAAGCUACAAUAUCGAUCAACCCGGGCGAUGCGGAACCGUGGACCAUAG